AUGAGUAGCAUUCCGUAUCUAAAGAAUCUAUAUCCGGACCCUUCGAACAACCUUUUUGACGACUUGCGAAUAUGCUCGAGGGUGAUUGACUCGUGCGGCAUUGCGUGUAGUUCGGGAUUUGUGGCGGUCCCCUGGGAAGUGGAGGGUGGCGGGGUGAUAGGAGCUAUUCGGCUGGAGAACCAAAUGCGGAAGCCGCCAGUGAUAAAGCUGAAGGGACACACGUCAAGCAUCCAGGACCUGCAGUUCAACCCCUGCUUCAGUGAAAUUCUGGCAUCGGGUUCAGAGGAUUUAACGGUCCGUGUGUGGGAGAUCCCGCAUAACGACGAAUCGGUGAAGGAAAUAAAAGAUCCACAGUGCAUUCUGAAAGGACAUAAAAAAAAAAUAUCCAUCAUAGACUGGAACCCAAUGAACUAUUACAUCAUGUGUUCAAGUGGGUUCGACUCUUUUGUAAAUAUAUGGGAUAUAGAGAAUGAGAAGAGAGCUUUCCAAAUUAUAAUGCCGAAGAAAUUAUCUUCCCUGAAGUGGAAUGUGAAGGGAAACUUACUAAGCGGCACGUGUGUAGGGAAACAUAUGCACAUUAUAGAUCCGAGGAAGAAGGAAAUUGCAUCCAGUUUUCACAUCCAUAGUGGUGGCAAGAAUACCAAAAAUAUUUGGAUCGAUGGAUUAGGUGGGGACGAUAACUAUAUUUUAAGUACAGGUUUUUCUAAGAAUAAUUUAAGAGAAAUGAAAUUGUGGGAUUUAAAGAAUACAACUUCUGCUUUGGUCACCAUGUCUAUAGAUAACGCAUCUGCCCCGUUGAUCCCACAUUAUGAUGAAAGCACUGGACUUAUAUAUAUUAUUGGAAAGGGGGAUGGGAACUGUCGGUACUAUCAGCAUUCACUUGGAAGUCUACGUAAGGUGAACGAGUAUAAAUCCUGUUCCCCAUUUAGAUCCUUUGGUUUUUUACCAAAACAAAUUUGUGAUGUAUAUAAGUGUGAAAUUGGGAGAGUUUAUAAGAACGAAAAUAAUAGUAGCAUCAGACCUAUCUCUUUUUAUGUGCCUAGAAAAAAUCCAACGAAAUUUCAGGAGGAUUUGUAUCCACCUAUUCUACUGCACGAUCCAGAUAAUUCUUCCAAAAACUGGAUUAACGGGAAGGACAACAAGAUGGAUAGGAUAAAUAUAAAAGAUCUAACACAGGAUGAUUUGCGAAUUACCAAAAAGUACAAAUACGUGCCUCAGUCUUUUAAUAGCAUUAUUAUAGGGGAAGAAUACACGGCUAAGAGGACCUCAAUCAUUAGACAGCUUACAAAAAAGUUCACUUUUUUUAAAAAGGGUCCCCACAAUGAUGGUUUUUCCUCUGUGGGUAGCUUCAAGGAAUCUGUUUUUAUCUACCCUAAGAGUUUUAAGGAGAAGUGGUUGCUCACUGAGAAGGGAGGCGAACAGUUCUCUGGUAAGAAUUCCCUGGAGAAGGGCCCAACGGAGAAGGAGGAACAAGGGCAACAAGAAGAGCACUCCCCUUUGGAAAACGAACAACCAUGUGACGGCUACAGCAGGGGGACAAGUGAGUUGCCCGUUCGGCUGUCGAGGGGGGAAACCCAACGGAAGACGUGCGUGACUUGUUUCGACGCACUGCGUUGUGCGCGUCUGUGCAGGAGGAAGGAACCGCAAGAAUGA
Molecule: messenger RNA, 1653 nt
Organism: Plasmodium coatneyi
Lineage: Eukaryota; Apicomplexa; Aconoidasida; Haemosporida; Plasmodiidae
Product: Coronin
Exons: 3
Coding region: 1-1653 (550 amino acids)
Biological process (GO): actin filament organization
Molecular function (GO): actin filament binding
Source: RefSeq, a predicted model, not a curated record